AUGUGCACUUGUGGUCGCUCAAGACUUCGAACGAGCUAUGAAGACAACAAAAAAGAAUUUUUUGUGACUGACGAGGACUUUAUAGAGCUAGGCGUCAAGGAUCUCAAAUUGAUUUUGGAGAAUCAAAAUGUUCAAUUGAAAACAUUCCGACUUUCGAAUCCAACUAAGCAAGAAACUCCAAAGAAAUUCAUUGACUGCGCCGAGAAAACUUUUAAGUCUGCAAAAAGCGCGACCAGAACGGUGCUAGCAAAAUACUUUUCAUGGAGAGAACUUGCACAACUCUUGCCCAUUUUCCAAGCUGGAAAACUGGAAGAAAUUAGUUUCGAAAGGGCCAGGAUUGAUGGAUAUGAGCAGCUGGUCUGCCUGGACCAAGGGAAGAACGCUAGAAAAUUUAAUGGAUUUUGGAGUUUUACUAUUCCAAUUGAGCACUGUUUGCAUUUCGAGUGCUUCAAAAAUCAUUUCUUGAGAUUCACAGAAGAAGAUGCAUUGAAAAUUCGCGAUAUGAUUGAUAGAUCCGCUUAUUUUGGUCAUGCUGAGAUCACCAUAUAUCCAGAAUCCACCUAUCCAUCUAUGCCGAGAAUACCAUCUAUGCUGAAAAAAGUAUUCGAUGUGCACAACGAGAAUCUCAAAUCCGUCUACCGAACUCCGGACAACAGGGUUUUCGAAAUUCAAUGGUUACCUCCAGUGCUAUAUAUCACUAAGCUUGGCUACAAAUUUGAAUAA
Caenorhabditis elegans is the source of this 723-nucleotide messenger RNA. RefSeq names its product DUF38 domain-containing protein (gene fbxa-160). Lineage: Eukaryota; Metazoa; Nematoda; Chromadorea; Rhabditida; Rhabditidae. The coding region runs from base 1 to 723 and encodes 240 amino acids. The record is from RefSeq and is marked reviewed. The transcript is spliced from 2 exons.